Molecule: messenger RNA, 770 nt
Organism: Nezara viridula (southern green stink bug)
Lineage: Eukaryota; Metazoa; Arthropoda; Insecta; Hemiptera; Pentatomidae
Source: the annotation of a GenBank genome assembly
AUUUGCGUCAAGGUUACAAACAUACUUAGGUGUAUAUAAACGAAGGCUGUAGCAAAACUCAUCACUUACCGAAGAGAUUUCAUCAAUGAAGGUAUUCCACGUCACUCUCCUCAUCGUCGGUUUGGUCGCUAGUGCUUCUUCUUCAUCGAAGAAUGUCGUCGACAACCUGAAGGACACUCUCGAAGAAGACAUACGGGGAAUCAGGACUCGCUCGAAGGAGUUGAUCCAACUAGUAUAUAAGCACCUUCAGGAUGAUGUUCCUGCUUUCAUGAAGAACCCACUUACAGAUUCGACAACACUCAUCAAUCACGUCACCGAUGAUGCCAACGCGGUUAUCGUGUCAGCCACCUCCGACAUCAGAACAAUGAAAUACCACGUCGAGGUGGCCAUAAAUGAAUUGAAACCAAUGGACAUCGUAUUGGAGGAGAUUUUGAACAAACUAUUGCAACAGCUAGAUGAUGAAGGAAGGGAUGCCGCUGUGAAAAAAGACCAACUUCUGAAGCAGGCCUCUUCCCAUGCUUUUGCAGAUGCCUGGCUAGUUUAUAACAAAGGUGCGGAUGCUGCCCGUGAGACCGUUUUGGGUCACGUGAACGAAGACUUUAACUUUUAUGUCACCAACGUAAGGAACUUUAUUGACCAAGUCGAGAAAUAUGUCUCAGUUGCUAUGAUAAAACUCCAACAAGUGGUUUCUUAAUAAGGUGUUUCGUAGUUGUUCCAGCGAUUGUAAAACAACAUGAGGAAUGCAAAUAUAACUGAUUGAUAUUUGACAA